AUGGACUCACCACAGCGACCCAUCCUGAGUCCACCAAAAAUCCUACACCCGCUGUCGCCGGAAAGAAUGAAUAAACAAACUGUGCCCGCGUCCCCAUCUCUACCCACUGAUCUGUUAUCACUCCAUCACAAGAAUACAAAGGGCGUCUCCGAAGUUCAGGCCAAGGUUGCUUUUCUGAACAGCCUGUCACGAGGAAACAGUCCACUUACGAACGCACAAUCCGCUGCCGCCAAUGCGGCUUUACAACGCGCAAUCCUCGGUCGCGAAGAGGCCGAAUCUGCGCUAACAUCACUACAAGAGGAGUAUUCCGAGGCACAGUCUCGCGAACGCCGUAUUAGCGAACGACUGGAGUCCUUGCUAGAAGAACUGCACGCGGUCAAAGAGCGACAAGGCCAUGAACGAUCGAUUUUCGAGAAGGAAAUCCGCAAGGCGCGCAAGGAGGCCUUUCGAGCUGGAUCAACGCUUGUGAAACUACAGGAGGAACUCAAAAACUCCAAAUCCGAGACCAAGGCCCUCAAAGAGGAGCUCAAUGCCGAGCGAGAUUCCAAGGACAGAGCUAAGCAAGAGGCCUUUGAGCGCGCAUAUGCUCUGGCUGGUCUCACAGAAGAGUUAGAAGAGCUGAAAGGUCAGCUUCGGUCCUUGGAAGCCGCCAAUCGAGUCAGCGCUCGCGAGGCUCGAGCCCAUGAGACCAGGAUAGCGAAUUCGGGACGGAUCUCAAUCACCGAGGGAGAUCUUGAGUUCUUGAUCACCCCUCGGCGUCCCAAGCGCGGCGCACGUCUCUCUGAAUGCACCACAGCCGUUCAGACCGAGGAAACAGCGUUAGACCCUUCACACGCUCAUGCGAAUGAAGAUGAGGUCGAGGAUCUGCGAGAUGAGCUGGAGUAUGAGCGUCGACGUCGUGCCGAGGCAGAGGACAUGAUUCACUUUAUGAACGUCGAAUGCCAAUUCCAAAGAUGCUCCUGUCGCAUCGCCGAAAGUCAAGGUCGCCGCUAUAUUUAUGAUGCAGCGUACUAUGAGCAAGUCCAGAAACUUGAAGUUGAGAAGAACUCAGAUGCCUCCCAAGAAGCUCGCCAACAUCACACGUAUGAUCGGGCUGAAGGCAUUGCUCAAUAUGCCGAGUCAAGUCACACACCCAGCGUCGAGCCUCCAAAUUUCAUCGGUCAUGCCAACGGAAUCUCUGACGCCAGACCUGCAGUCAAGUCUGCCACGAAACCUGGACCGCUUGAGCCGCCCGAAAGGAUGAAAAUCCCCGAAGAGCCGCUCGUCACAUUUUCCCCUGAAACAGGGACCUUCAAAACGUUCCCUUCGCCUCUGCGUGACAAUGUCCAGCCUCGCCGAACAGUCUCACCGACCAUACCCGAGCAACCAGUCUUUAACCCAGCGGGCAAAAGCUGGCGAAAUUCGGCUGCGUCCUCUGGACACAUGACUGACUAUAGCUCCCAAUCUGUCGGAUCGAACCAUUCUCGGGUCACCUAUGAAAAUUACGCCGAUGGUGCCCAUGACCUACCAAAAGAGCCGAGACCUGUUGAGGAAACCCGCUCGUCUAGGUCUAUCACAAGGGAUGAUCUUCACUCCUCGCAAAUGACAUCGAAACGAGUGCCUCUGCGCCAGGAAAAUGAUUUUCGCAUCUCUGAGUCCUCAGGCACGCUACCUGAUACUCCAGUCAGCCGGGAGUAUGCCCUUGCACAAAUUGCUGCUCGCCGCGAUCGCGCUCGUAGCAAGCAACGCUCCGUCAGCGCGAACGAGGCUUCUGGACGCAGAAUGCCAUCCGCUGCGAGUAGUGGCAUAACAGCGAGUCGUGGACCACGCCGCAUGCCAAACCUGCGAGCCGAGGCCAAGCCAGAAAACGAACUCGCAGAACGACGAGAUCUCAGUGCUCCUGUUCGAAUGUACCAUCGGUAA
This is a messenger RNA of Penicillium diatomitis, 1902 nucleotides long. RefSeq lists its product as uncharacterized. Lineage: Eukaryota; Fungi; Ascomycota; Eurotiomycetes; Eurotiales; Aspergillaceae. Bases 1 to 1902 code for a protein of 633 amino acids. The record is from RefSeq and is a predicted model, not a curated record. The transcript is spliced from 2 exons.